Molecule: messenger RNA, 1515 nt
Organism: Mesocestoides corti
Lineage: Eukaryota; Metazoa; Platyhelminthes; Cestoda; Cyclophyllidea; Mesocestoididae
Source: the annotation of a GenBank genome assembly
AUGUGGAUGCAGGAGUGCGUUGACUGCCCACUGGCUCAGACCAGCCUCCAAUCGUGGAUACGCCACCUCACCGACGUCCAUGCCCUCCCUACCGAGUGGCCCAGCGAGAGGGCUGCCCGCUUGACCGGGGCCACAGCUUCCAAGCCAUACACGACGAUCACGGAAUCGAAGAAACGACGCCGGAAAGACUCCGUUCCUAGGCCUCUCAACAGUUUUAUGGUGAGUUUUCGAGUCCUUUUGAUGCCCGCCGUUAGAGGUGUACUUUCCGAACACAUGCGUGGAUGUAAGUACGGCCAGGUGGCCGAUGCUAAUUACAUGUCUUCCGUUUACGGCCAGUCAAUCCUCAUGUCCUCUUUUGACCAGCACGUUGAAGUUCCGUCAAGUCUAGUAGUACCGAAGACGAAUAAAGCAACUUUAAAAUAUGUGCCCAGGUCUCGUACUCGAGGUCCAUUUGACGCAUCCAGACGAAAAGUGCCACAAAUUUUGGUUCUAGAGUGUGUCCGUCUGUUUGCUCAACACAUCCGCCGCAACGUCCUCCGCGUGCACAACGAGGCAUCAAACUCGGUCUUGAGUCAACAAUUGGGGAUUGUGUGGCGAUCGGUUCCGCGCGUUGUUAAAAAUAGGUACGAUGAUGAGGCGGCAAAGCUAGUCAAGAUUCAUCAGCUCGAAUUUCCAAACUACAAAUAUCAGCCGAAGAAGCGUAGCGGACUCGGCGAUGCCUCUAGCUCGGCGCCCGUUGUUGCCAGCGAUGCUAGUCCCUCUCAGAAGUUGGCCGCCUCUAGGGGUUAUUCACCGGAGCCGUGGCAACAGCGCUGUGGCCUCACCGAUUCGGCGUACUCCUCGCGCAAGAACAGCUGCGCCUCUUCCUCCGCGUCUUCGCCCCAAGUGACGGAGUUCUCUUCCACGCCAGUGAAGCAGUUGUUCCAUCCCUUCCGACGCGUACUCUUUGACGACCAGCGGCCGCACGUUCGCCAGCGCUUCGCGUCUGCGACAAACGGCACCAUGACGGCGGCGGCGGCGGCACCGGCAAUCCCUCGACAGGCCCGUCCAGCCUCGUGCCUUCUGAACCCGGCCACCGCACGAGUUCUCAAACGGGAACACGAGCCCCUCAAGAACCAACAGUCCCACGACCAAACGCCCACUCUCUAUGCCAACAUCAGCGUCAGUUCGAGCCCCAAGCGUCGGCCGAUAUCAUUUCUGAGCGCGGAGUCAAGCGUCCUCUCGCUUCCGGAGUUGGUGAACAUGCCUUCCCAUGAGGUGACCCUUCUGGGUGAACGCCCCUGGCAACGGGGGGACGAAGAAGAGGAGGACUUUUCGUACUUCGAGAGCGCCACUGAGUCGGAGUCGAUUUUAUCCGAGGAAAAUGCGAUGUUUGAGGACUCCGCAUCGAUGAUGGAUCUGGCAGACUUCCUGCCGGGCGCCGAGGAGCUGAUACUGGGUGUUGAACCGCUUGCUUCAGGGACGCUGUCGCCAGACCUCGAGAUGCUAGAUAAGAAUGAGCUGCUGAAAAUCUAG